AUGGUUGAGCCUGGCAUGAGCAGAGAUCGUCAAGGAAGAGUUCCUGAUUGGAGAACGAAGUGCCAGGACAAAGGUGAACGACUACGUCAGCCGACUAAGCCACUUGGUGAGCCACUUUACUCAACUAACUGUCAACCGGGUGAGCGACAUCAAACCACUCAGUAUGGUGAACCACCAUGUCAGUAUCCAAAGUGGCGUAAGCCACAAAAUCAGCAGGGAACCAAAGUCAAACCUGAGGUGUCCUUCAAGUAUCCUUCAGGAAUCCUGCAGGUUUUUAUCAGGCAUCCUUCAGGUAUCCAAGUAUCCUUCAGGGAUCCUUCAGGCAUCCGUCGGGUAUCCUUUAAGCAUCCAUCAUGUAUCCUUCAGGUACCCAGUGGAUGGGAAAUCCGUCGCUCCUUUCAAGACUCAAGUGUGGCCACUAAUGAGCCAAAUGUGGCCAAUAAUGACCCAAGUGUGGCCACUUACCAACCAAGUGUGGCCACUAAUGAGCCAAGUGUGGUCACUAAUGAGCCAAGUGUGGUCACUAAUGAGCCAAGUGAGGCCAAUAAUGACCCAAGUGUGGCCACUUACGAACCAAGUGUGGCCACUAAUGAGCCAAGUGUUGCCACUAAUGUCCCAAGUGUGGCCACUAAUGACCCAAAGAAGCCGAGUUCGGCCUACCCUGUGGUCGUCUUCGUCCACGGUGAGUCGUACGAGUGGGGGUCGUCCAGCCUCUAUGAUGGGUCCUUCCUGGCAGCCUUGGGUCGAGUCAUAGUCGUCACUAUCAACUAUCGUCUGGGUAUACUAGGCUUCUUUAAUCCUAAUGUAGACCCCGUUGGGCGGGCCACAGUGGCCAACUAUGGCCUUAUGGACCAGCUGGCAGCCCUCCACUGGGUCCAGGAGAACAUAGUCCGCUUCGGAGGAGACCCGGGACACGUUACAGUCAUGGGCCAUGCAGGAGCAGCCUGUCUAAACUUUUUGGUUAUUUCUCCAGCUGCUGCAGGUGAGUGUGUGAUAGCUGAGUGUGUGAUAGCUGAGUAUGUGAUAGCUGAGUAUGUGAUAGCUGAGUAUGUGAUAGCUGAGUGUGUGAUAGCUGAGUGUGUGAUAGCUGAGUAUGUGAUAGCUGAGUGUGUGAUAGCUGAGUGUGUGAUAGCUGAGUGUGUGAUAGCUGAGUAUGUGAUAGCUGAGUAUGUGAUAGCUGAGUAUGUGAUAGCUGAGUGUGUGAUAGCUGAGUAUGUGAUAGCUGAGUAUGUGAUAGCUGAGUGUGUGAUAGCUGAGUAUGUGAUAGCUGAGUGUGUGACAGAUGAGUAUGUGAUAGCUGAGUAUGUGAUAGCUGAGUAUGUGAUAGCUGAGUGUGUGAUAGCUGAGUGUGUGAUAGCUGAGUGUGUGACAGCUGAGUAUGUGAUAGCUGAGUGUGUGAUAGCUGAGUAUGUGAUAGCUGAGUAUGUGAUAGCUGAGUGUGCGAUAGCUGAGUAUGUGAUAGCUGAGUGUGUGAUAGCUGAGUGUGUGAUAGCUGAGUAUGUGAUAGCUGAGUGUGUGAUAGCUGAGUAUGUGAUAGCUGAGUAUGUGAUAGCUGAGUAUGUGAUAGCUGAGUGUGUGAUAGCUGAGUAUGUGAUAGCUGAGUAUGUGAUAGCUGAGUGUGUGAUAGCUGAGUAUGUGAUAACUGAGUAUGUGAUAGCUGAGUGUGUGAUAGCUGAGUAUGUGAUAGCUGAGUAUGUGAUAGCUGAGUAUGUGAUAGCUGAGUGUGUGAUAGCUGAGUAUGUGAUAGCUGAGUGUGUGAUAGCUGAGUAUGUGAUAGCUGAGUAUGUGAUAGCUGAGUAUGUGAUAGCUGAGUGUGUGAUGCUGAGCGAGGAAGGACGUACACCCGUGGACCUGCUGCUGGGAGUGGCUGCCACGGACGUUCUCGAGGUCUUCAGCGACGCGGAGAUCCAGCACGGCUUCGAAGCCGAUCACCGAGAUCGACUCCUGAGGACCUUUGUCACCAACAACUAUCGCUACCACCUGCAGGAGAUCGUGCUGGCCAUCACAGCAGAGUACACGGACUGGGCACGUCCGGUGCAGCAUCCAGUACACAUCCGGGACCUGACGGCGGAGGCCCUACACGAUGCUUCGUUCGUCUCCCCCGUCACCGUAGCAGCUAAUAACCUCUACACCCCGGCCAGAACUGCUUUUCUCUACGUCUUGGACUAUCGUCCGGACGAACCUAACCCCGAGACGGGGCCAGACGUGUUUUUAAACGAGCUGCUGUAUGUGUUUGGUUCACCGCUGGGGUCAGUGGCACCCUUGGCACCGGCCCUCAACUUCACCAAGACGGACGUGGCACUAAGCGAGGCUAUUAUCAACAUGUGGACAAACUUUAUCAAAACCGGGAACCCCAACGAAGGAGGGGUAGGAGGAGAGACAGUAAGUGGAGGGAAGGAGUCCCAGAGAUACAGAAGUCAGGAGUGGGCUGGCUACGACCCUGUCUACCGUAGAUACCUCGACCUGGGAGGUCGUGGACGUGUUCGUGAUCACUACCGUGCUGGUCGUGUGGCACUUUGGUCGUGGCUAGUGCCAGGCCUGGAGAAAGUCGGUUCUCUCUAUGGACCCGACUCUCUCUUCCACAGACUGCCCGACCACGAGAAACCCGACUCGUACUCCGGACCUACCAGGCCAAGCAACCUUUCAACCAACUUCUUGCCGCCUUCAACCACACCGACACCCAGUAAUCCUCCCACGGUGGCUGCAACCACGCACAACACACAACCACCCACUCUGCUGGUGCUGACGAAUUCCAGCAACGUGGCUGGUCUUAUGGAAGAUGUUUCAAGAGGAAGACAACAGCAGCAACAGGGGCAGUUUCCUUACACCACAGCUCUCAGCCUCACCGUAGCUAUCGGAUGCUCCUUACUCAUUCUCAACCUACUGGUGUUUGCUGCUGUGUAUUAUCGCAGAGAUACCGCGCGCCUCACUAAGCAAGGAGGCCCUACUAACCACGAAAGUAGCGUUAACGAAACCGGGAACAGCAUUCAGCUUCGUAGCACUGGCGAUAUCACCGCCGGUAAGCUAUCCUCGCCUUCGAACUGCGGAACGAUGCGCUCUUCGGCGACACUUCGCAGCAGUCUGGCCACCUCCUGCGACGGGGAACCACAGCACGAAUGGCCACCCGACUACAGCAGCUGCUGUCAGAGUGGCCAGGGUGGUGUCCUGAACCCCGGAGGCGAGGUUACUAGCGUGUGUCCACCCCACAAUGGAACAGCUCGUUCAGUCUCUCGACCUCCCCCACCACCCAGGUCUUCCUCCUACCCGUCCCAUGUCGAAGCUCAACCUCUUCUCUCUCCAACUGCCCUGCUGAAGGUUAGCAACGCCGCCUGCUCAGAGAUGCGAGCCUAAGCUAUUACGAAGCCUAGACUGACAUUCUCGGCAGUUAGCUUCCUCAACUCUAGGAAAUACACUGGUUCAGUAGCCCCUUAGCCUGUGUUAGAUGGCAAGUGCGGCAGGCAACUACAGUAGAAAGAAAUUUGGUGCUGACCAAACUUUUAAUGUAGAUCUCAAUGAAGUCAUGACUUGAGGAGAGUGUAGAGUGUAGUGUGAAUGUAGAGCUUCAUCAAGUCAUGAUAAAACUCUGUAUAAAGCGAAACAUGGUCUAUAACAGAGGUCUGUUCUGCAUCAUAGUUCUCUUCACAAACCUCUGAGCCUACCUAAGUGAACGAGUAAUGAUAAAUCGACGUUUUUAAUAUUAAUCUGUACAGUGUAGGUAUAACUUUAAAAACGCAUUUUGAAACCCAUUAUCCAUAUUUAUUAUUAGAAUUUGAGUUUGUAUAGUUCACCAGUGGAAACCAUUUUCAUGCACUCUCCGAUACACUUUGAAAGGGCAGAUUUAUAGUGAGAUCGCAAGAACAUUAGUAGUGUUCAACCCACCGUCACAGUGACAGAGAAAUGUUCAGCAGAUAUAUACUGCGGCGAAAUGUAUAGACAGUGAAUAACAUGGUAAUGGAAUGUAGAAGACGGAUGAUGUGAUGAAAUACUCCAGGAUAUAUGUACGGUGAGAGGUAUCGUGCAGUGUAUAUAUACACAGAGAGGUCUAUUUCUCUCUUUGGAACACGCAAUUGUAAGUGAUCAUUACUGGCAGAAGAUUUUUUCACUCAAUGCUUCCUCUCUGUGUUGUUUACAAGUGUAUCUUAUUUUAUGUAGGUUGUUUUGAGAAAAAAAACUUAUAAAUAAUUAGUAGGUGACACAGUAGGUUUGAAGUUUCUUAAGUAGUGUAAAUUUUCCUUGCUUGAGAAGGCAGUGACAACGGCCUUUGUAGAGGAAGACAGUGACAACAACCCUUGUAGGGGAAGACAGUGACGACAGUCCUUUUACGGGAAGACAGUGACAACAACCCUUGUAGGGGAAGACAGUGACGACAGUCCUUUUACGGGAAGACAGUGACAACAACCCUUGUAGGGGAAGACAGUGACGACAGUCCUUGCAGAGGAAGGCAGUAACGACAGCCCUUGUAAAGGAAGACAGUGACAACAGCCCUUGUACGGGAAGACAGUGACAGCAGUCUUUAUAGGGGAAGACAGUGACGACAGCCCUUUGUGCAGGAAGACAGUGACAGCAGCCCUUGUAGGGGAAGACAACGACAGCAGUCCUUGUAGGGGAAGACAGUGACGACAACCCUUGUUCAGGAAGACAAUGACAGCAGCCCUAGUUGGGGAAAACAGUGACGACAAGCCUUGCACAGGAAGACAGUGACAACAGCCCUUGUAGGGGAAGACAGUGACGACAAGCCUUGCACAGGAAGAUAGUGACAACAGCCUUGUAGGGGAAGACAAUGACAACAGCCCUUGUAGUGGAAGACAGUGACAACAGCCCUUGUAGGGGAAGACAGUGACAACAGCCCUUGUAGGGGAAGACAGUGACAACAGCCCUUGUAGGGGAAGACAGUGACAACAGCCCUUGUAGGGGAAGACAAUGACAACAGCCCUUGUAGGGGAAGACAGUGACAACAGCCCUUGUAGGGGAAGACAGUGACAACAGCCCUUGUAGGGGAAGACAAUGACAACAGCCCUUGUAGGGGAAGACAGUGACAACAGCCCUUGUAGUGGAAGACAGUGACAACAGCCCUUGUCGGGGAGACAGUGACAGCAGCCCUUGUAGGGGAAGACAGUGACAGCAGCCCUUGUAGGGGAAGACAGUGACAACAGCCCUUGUAGGGGAAGACAGUGACAACAGUCCUUAAAGUGGAAGACAGUGAAAACAGCCCUUGUAGGGGAAGACAGUGACAAC
Molecule: messenger RNA, 5235 nt
Organism: Cherax quadricarinatus
Lineage: Eukaryota; Metazoa; Arthropoda; Malacostraca; Decapoda; Parastacidae
Source: RefSeq, a predicted model, not a curated record